Molecule: messenger RNA, 2935 nt
Organism: Heterocephalus glaber (naked mole-rat)
Lineage: Eukaryota; Metazoa; Chordata; Mammalia; Rodentia; Bathyergidae
Gene: Ebag9
Product: estrogen receptor binding site associated antigen 9
Cellular component (GO): secretory granule
Source: RefSeq, a predicted model, not a curated record
ACCGCCUCGGCUCGCGCGCUCCCGUGACUCCGUCCGCGGGCGUGGGCUGGGGCGCCCCGAAAACGCCCGGUUGCUUUUCUCAUCCGUGCAGUGGGUAUGAUUUCCCCCAUACCCAUUUGAAGUGGGUAGUCUGAAAUCAAACUAUUUUAGUUACGAAACUCUGAGUUUGGUCGUGCAGGAGACCUUAGCCUGCCUUGGUGACAGCCCCGGGCCUGGCUUUCAGUUGCCAGGGAUGGAAAAAAAAUGUCAACGUGUUGCAGCCGGCCUCCCGAACUCCACUUCUCAUUCAGCUUCUCUCACUUGCCGCUGCUGCACUUUUGAUUUUCACAUUUAGGAGAAAGUCCAGUCAUUCUACUUUGCAAAUGGUACCUGAAGGUACCAGAUGAAUACAGUCCUCCCCAGAGCAGGUUUUGAUACCCAUCAUGGCCAUCACUCAGUUUCGGUUAUUUAAAGUUUGUACCUGCCUAGCAGCAGUAUUCUCAUUUCUAAAGAGAUUAAUAUGCAGAUCUGGCAGAGGAAGGAAAUUAAGUGGAGACCAAAUUACAUUGCCAACUACUGUUGAUUAUUCAUCAGUUCCUAAGCAGACAGAUGUGGAAGAGUGGACCUCUUGGGAUGAAGAUGCUCCCACAAGCGUAAAGAUUGAAGGCGGGGAUGGGAGUGCGGCCACACAGCAGAAUGCCUUGGAGCAGCUGGAACCUGACUACUUUAAGGACAUGACACCUACUAUAAGAAAGACUCAGAAAAUUGUUAUUAAGAAGAGAGAACCUUUAAAUUUUGGCAACCCAGAUGGUAGCACAGGUUUCUCCAGUAGAUUAGCAGCCACACAAGAUAUGCCUUUUAUUCAUCAAUCUUCUGAAUUAGGUGACUUGGAUACCUGGCAAGAAAAUACCAAUGCAUGGGAAGAAGAAGAAGAUGCAGCCUGGCAAGCAGAAGAAGUUCUGAGGCAACAGAAAAUAGCAGACAGAGAAAAGAGAGCAGCAGAACAACAAAGGAAGAAAAUGGAAAAGGAAGCACAGAGGCUAAUGAAGAAGGAACAAAACAAAAUCGGUGUGAAACUUUCAUAACAAAUGUGCUCCAAAUGUCAUAGUGCCAGUAGGAGAAAUCUGAGCUCCACAAGCCACACAACAUUUACAUGGAUUUAAGAGUAUUUUCAGGAUACAAAUACACUGCUUGAUUUAAUGCAUUCAUCAGGCCACGCAGGACACAAGGAUUCUCCCAAAGUACUUUGAACUCUUAGUGAUUGAGACUCAAAGGAAAUAGUCAGAAAAGACUAUUGAGGCAUUAUUUUUCUCAACAUGCUCCAAAUACAAGACAAUUGUUUGCUGUCGAGAAAUUAUUACAAAUGGAAUAUACUGGUACCUCUCAAGCUCGUGUUUCCAGCUAAAUAAAUGGGUAUAAUUUUAUGGUGGAAAAGAACUCUGCUGUCACACUUUCCUUCAAUGUGCAUAAUUAUAAAAUAAAUAAUUUUAAUAAUCCUUCUGUUUUCAUGUUACCUGACCUAAAUUAGACAAAUUGUAGGUAGGGCUUUCACUUCUUUAUUUUUGUUGUCAGAGCUGGUAUUGGCAUACAUUUUCUCUAAUUGAACUGACCUUGUUUGUUUGAUAUGUUAAAGAAUUUGAUUGUGGUUUUUAAGAAAAUGAAAUUAAAUGCAAUAAUAUUAUUUAUCAUACAUAUUUUUUACAUCAUUUUCUUUUGGAUGGUGUUGUACUAGUAUACAUAUUUGUAAUUUAUAUUGCAUGUAUAAACAUUGAAAUCAGCUAAAAUGACAAACUUGUUUUAUAUUAUAACAUGAGUUUUAAGAACCAGUAUGAGUAGGUUUUCCCUUUCAUUACAGAUUUUAAGGUGUUACGGUAUCGUCACGUACCUUAGAUCUUCCUCCCCAUCAAAAGCCAUUAAUUUACAAAUGCAGAAAGGCUUCAUUUCUGAUAUUUCAAAGCUUUUGAAUGAUUUCUAUAUUGGUUUUAUAUAUCUGACAUAAUGCAGGUUACCUGUGUUGUUGGCUAAGAAAACAUUAUUAAUUCAUUAAAUUAUGAAGAAAGAGAGGAAUAAUCUUUUAUUUAUAAUGUUGAAUGGCUUGCCUUAGAGAAAUAUUUCAAUACUCUCUUCAUGGCGGGGGGUGGAUAAAAAACAGAUUUGAUAGUUUAAAAGCCCGUUAAAUUUUUCUCCACAAACUAUAUCAAGCCUGAUUUUCCAUGGCUUCAGAAUUUUAAAAGAUUGCUACUUUAUUAAGAGUUACUGUGCAGAAUUAACAUUUUGUGCAGUUUUAAAAUAUCAUAGAGACUCUAUAGACUAAACAUUGCUAAUGAGCCCAAGCCAUUGAACGAUAUCCCCAGCCUGUCCUUAUUUUUUAUUUUGAAACAGUGUCUCAUGGAGUUGCCCAGGCUGGGCUCCAACUUGUGAUCUUCUGCUUCAGUACCACUCUCUGCCACCCAGUGCUGGGAUUCCAGGCAUGCACCACCAUGCCUGGCUAAUAUAUUUAAUUAUUAAAGUGAUAUUUGGUAGUAAAUUCAUUAACUAUACAGUGAGAGGUUUCUAAGUCCUUGGGCUAAACUCGUGCACUGAAUGUGAUUGUAUGGUCUGUUAGUUGACUUAACUGUAGUGGAAAGCUUGUUAAAGCUCCAAACCACAUUUUCAUUUACCAUGUUCGUUAGAUUUCUGCCAGUAAACUCCCUACUCAAUAAAGGGACUCAAAUUUUUAGUAAUUUAUUUUCUUACCCUCUUUGUAUUUGAUAAUUUUAGUUAGUAUGGGAAUAUUACGUGAUUUCUCUUAAAUUUGGGGAUUAUAAAGGAUAGCCUCUCCAGUAUAAUUACUUUUAUUGCUUUUCCCAAUAUUUGAAAAGUAUUGGUUUGUUUUGAUCAUGAUUUUCCUGUGUGCAAGGUUUUGUUCUACUGUUUGUGUUCUGAUAAUUUAAAAAUAAAGAAUGUUUAGAAAGUA